AUGCUCCCGCCGCUGUGGCUGGCGACGGCGCUGCUGGCCGGGCUGGCCGGGCUGGGGGCGGCGGGGGGAGCCCGGGUCCGGCCCGCCUGCCCGCUCCCGGCCGGCUGCGGCUCCCCCGAGGCCGGGGACGGGGGCUGCGGCGCCAAGGCGGGCUGCGGCGGGCGGGCGCGGGGCGAGCCCUGCGGGGUCUACACGCCCGGCUGCGGCCGGGGCUUGCGCUGCGUGCCGCGGCUGGGCGAGCGCGCCCCGCUGCACGCCCUGCUGCGCGGCAAGGGCGUGUGCCUGGCCGGCCUGGCCAGCAGGAACCGGACGGAGGGCCAGCCGGCGCUGAAGGUCUUUUCUGUCUCUGCAGGUGAGGCUUGGAAGGAGACUCGCCGGGCAGGUCAUUCGACUCAAGAACCCCUCCUCUUGCAGAGCCAGGCCCCCCUGCCGGAGAUCAGCGUGGGCAGCGUCCAGCUCCAGCAGCUCUCCCUGAGCAGUGAUACCAAGCAAGAUUUUGAGAUGGGCCCGUGUCGUGUCCAUCUGGCAGCCGUUUUGCAGGAGCUGAAGGCCCCGCUCUACUUGAGCGGUGAAGAUAUCUUCAUUCCCAACUGCGACACCAAGGGUUUCUACAGGCGGAAGCAGUGCCGAGCAUCCAAAGGGCAGAAGAGAGGCCAGUGUUGGUGUGUGGACAAGAGAGGCCAUCGGCUGGAAGGCCCGGAGGAAAACCCUCUUUGCCCACUGCCGAGCAGUGAUUGA
Messenger RNA from Euleptes europaea (tarantolino), 738 nucleotides. It is a transcript of the gene IGFBP6, whose product is annotated as insulin like growth factor binding protein 6. The record is from RefSeq and is a predicted model, not a curated record. Gene Ontology annotation, biological process: regulation of insulin-like growth factor receptor signaling pathway. Gene Ontology annotation, cellular component: extracellular region. The transcript is spliced from 4 exons. The coding region runs from base 1 to 738 and encodes 245 amino acids. Lineage: Eukaryota; Metazoa; Chordata; Lepidosauria; Squamata; Sphaerodactylidae. Gene Ontology annotation, molecular function: fibronectin binding; insulin-like growth factor II binding; insulin-like growth factor I binding.